CACCUCCGUGCGCGCGCGCUCGAGUUGUUCCCCGCCGGUUGUAGGCGGAAGAUUUUUCAUUCCACAGUUGACAGAAAUAGAGGGUCUGAACUCUUCCUGAACAAGGUCAAGAAAAACCGUACAGCAGUGUUUAAGACGUACUUCAGAGCUUCAUUACUUAAAGGUAUCUAUUGACGAAAUUCUCCAAACUGUAAACCAAGAUGAUUCUGUCUUCAUUGAAAGGCAUUGGGAAGAAACUUCUGAGAGUAAAGGUUGUGGACAGUAGCAUAGAGGAGUCCCGCUUGGCUCGAUGUCUUAACACGUUUGACCUGGUGGCCCUGGGCGUCGGUAGCACACUCGGUGCUGGCGUCUAUGUGCUCGCUGGUGCCGUAGCCCGAGAAAAUUCAGGACCCGCUAUUGUCAUCUCCUUCCUCAUCGCUGCCAUGGCUUCAGUCUUGGCUGGUCUGUGCUACGCCGAGUUUGGAGCGCGUGUUCCCAAAACUGGCUCGGCUUACCUCUACAGCUAUGUUACGGUUGGAGAAGUAUGGGCAUUUAUCACCGGCUGGAACCUCAUUCUCGCUUAUGUCAUUGGAACUUCGAGCGUGGCCAGGGCAUGGAGCGCAACCUUUGAUGGGCUUAUUGGAAGGAAGAUUGAGCUGUUUUGCAGACAAUACAUGACCAUGAAGGCCCCGGGAGUCUUGGCAGAAUAUCCAGACAUAUUUGCCGUCGUAAUCAUAAUCGUUCUGACAGGGCUGCUUGCAUUUGGUGUAAAAGAGUCAGCCAUGGUAAACAAAGUGUUCACCUGCAUCAAUGUACUGGUGCUGGUGUUUGUAGUCAUCUCUGGCUUAGUUAAAGGAAACAAAGAAAACUGGAACCUGAACCCUGAAAAGAUCCUUAAUGCCACCAGAAACUCUACUUCUAAUGUGUCCGAUUUCAUUCCAAAUGAGGAUGUUCUCGGUGCUGGUGGUUUCAUGCCAUUCGGUUGGACUGGAGUCCUUUCUGGUGCAGCAACCUGUUUUUAUGCCUUCAUAGGGUUUGACUGCAUUGCCACUACAGGAGAAGAAGUAAAGAAUCCACAGAGGGCCAUUCCUGUUGGCAUUGUGGCCUCUCUCCUCAUUUGCUUUGUGGCAUACUUUGGUGUAUCUGCAGCCCUCACUGUGAUGAUGCCUUACUACAUGCUGGACAAGAGCAGCCCUCUUCCUGUGGCUUUUAAGUAUGUGGGCUGGGAGGGAGCCACUUACGCAGUGGCCAUUGGCUCUUUAUGUGCACUGUCGACUAGUUUACUAGGCUCCAUGUUCCCAAUGCCCAGAGUGAUCUGGGCCAUGGCAGAAGAUGGCCUGCUCUUCAAAUGCUUGGCUAAAGUCAGCGCACGAACCAAAACCCCUCUAAUAGCAACAAUAACAUCAGGUCUUGCGGCAGCGGUGAUGGCAUUCCUGUUUGACUUGAAGGACCUGGUUGACCUCAUGUCCAUUGGGACUUUGCUGGCCUAUACUCUGGUGGCAGCUUGUGUGCUGGUCCUCAGGUACCAGCCUUUACAGCCCAGUGCAGCCUAUGAGAUGGCCAAUACUCAGGAUGAGCCUGAAAUUACAUAUAGUGAUGGGAGUGUUGAUAUUUUAUCGCAACCUGAUGAUCGCUUUACUUUCAAAAAACUUAUUAACCCUCCGAACACUGAGCCGUCAUCUCUCUCUGGACUCAUCGUCAACAUCUGCACCAGUAUACUUGGUGUUUUGGUGUGUGUCUUCAGCGUUGUAGCUUCUCAGGGAGGGUAUGCACGCUGGUCUCUGACUGCCCUUGGUAUUAUAGUGGCUAUCUGCCUGGUUCUAAUCAUUAUUAUAUGGAGACAGCCACAGAGCAAAACCAACCUUGCCUUCAAAGUCCCAUUGGUGCCACUGGUGCCGAUCAUUAGCAUGUUUGUGAACGUGUACCUGAUGAUGCAGCUCGACAAAGGAACGUGGUUGCGUUUUGCCAUCUGGAUGACCAUAGGUUUUACCAUCUACUUUGGCUAUGGUAUACGUAACAGUGCAGAGGCGGCGUUAGCCAAGGGUGACAGUUACGAAGAUAGCUGCACAAUAAAGGAAGAGGCCAUGCCAACAGAGAAGGAAGCCUUCUUACACAAUACACAAAACUCCACCCGAGAAGAUGAAGAUGGUUUCUGAGGAGAUGGGAGGGUUUUUUAAAACAUUUAUUUAAAUAGGGGCGGUAAGGAUAACAUAACAAACAAAACAGCCCUUACCUAUUGUGAAAACGCCAAUCAACUAACAAAAUUAGACAAAUGAAAAGGUACAAACCUACAAUUCGCUAACAACUCAAAGAAAAACGGGGAAAACAUGUUAAAAUUGCAUUGGCAGCUGUCCUCUACAAGUUUUCUGUGUCGAGGUUGGCACAGAACAAUGUCACAAAGGACCUAUCAACACAAGAUUAUCAAUUAAAUUGAGCUAACAUAAAAUCUAACCUAAAUAUAAUGUAUUAUCAUGCAGUCAUGGUAAUGAGCUUAAAAAUCCAAAAUGGCCAAAGACCUUGAGUCCCUGCAGACCAUGCAAGUACUCAGUCGUCAGCCAACAACAAGAAAGAUGAAAACACGAGGAGCCAGUAAGAAGAAAGAGUCCAGAGACCAGGAGCUGGUACAGUAUAUCCUUUACCCCUUUUUUCCCCCAAAAAGAAUGUAACAUCUGUGCUGUGAAAUAGCCAUUAAGUUUUCUGAAAGACUAUCUGCAAGUUCAGGAGACGCAUGGAGACCUAGCCAAUUCUACUACUAGCCAAAAAUGUUGACUACAUGAUGAUUGUAAAAAGCCUAAUAAGAUUUAAUAGCUAAUUAGCCAAGUAUUUUUAAUUGAAGCAGUAUUGAAAUUAUGUGAAAAGAAGAUUGUAGUCAAAUUUUUUUAUUGUUAUGUGCUUUGAAAUGAUCAGUUUCACAAAACAUAAUGGAAUCCAUCAAUUCAAAAUGCUUUUGUUUUUACAAAAAUAUUAUCCAACCAUAAAUGGAUCUUCAUAAACUUCAUUUUGGGUUUUUAACAGUAUAUUAGAAUGAACGCACAUCAGAUUUUCCAUGAAUGAUAUCACAUAUAAAGUUCAGAAUGUGUUAUUGCUCACCUAGCUUCAAAGUGCUCGACAUUUGUAUAUGUUGACUAUGUACAAAAAAGACGAAACACCGUCUAAGACACUUGGACGAAGGUGAGAAUUUUAAUGUACCAUCAGUGCCUUUUGUGAGAAAGUUGUUAGUUGAGAAAUCCCUUAGUUGUAAAUUUACCUUUAAGAUGCAGUUUUGGGGGUUUAACCAGUGUUUCUAUUACUGAAAACAAUACAAGUCACAGGUCUUUGGAUGUCUUGUACAUUGAAUGUAUAGCUCAUAUAAACUCAACAUGGUGCUAAAAGUAGCAUUCUCAGUGCAUCCAUGUGUUUGCAGGUCUUUCUGAUUGAUGGUACCAACUGCUAAUCUUACCAGAGUACCAAUGCUAUCUGUGGGAAUUUGUACUUUUUACUCAAAGAAAAAAAGCUGCUUAUUUUAAUCGAGUUUAUAUUUUAACCUUUUAAGACCCGAAUUCUUCCACAGCACGCAUUUUUAAUUUAUCUUUGAUAUUUGAGCAUAUUGGGGCCCGAUGAAUGUAAAAACAAAGAAUUACCAGAUUUUUAUUUUUUACCAAAUUUUCAUUUCUAAGAAAAAUGAGAGCCACAAAUGAGGAUAUUCGUUUAAAAUUUCAAUAGAACAGUAGCAGUAUAAUGUCCUCGUAAGUGGAUAUCAGGCCCUUGUAGAGCAAAAUUGAGUAUUUUGGUCUAAAUAACUCAAAAUGUGAUGUCCACAUAUGUGGACGCCAGGUCCUAGGAGGUUAAAGUGCCUAUUCCCCAAAUGAAUUUUUAAAGAUAGGAUAUUCCUCUAUCACGAUCUGCCUUUGUGAAAUACUUUAUAUAUAAAACAAAAUGUUUAAACGAAGAUUUUAAAAAAUCUUUAUAACUAUAAAAAUAUUUAUAACUACAUGAAACCCAAGUGGAUCCUUUUAACUUUUUAAUUCACACAUACCUGAUAGGUUGAAAUACAAUCAGUUUGUGAUUAUUGCACACCUGUAGUUUACAUGGUGAUAUAACACUUCUUUUGUUCACUUUUAUUUUGAAAUGCCAAAACCUACACUGUAUGUUUAGAAACACAAAAACGGUGUAGGUCAAGCAGUAGAGUGUGUGUAUGUAUGUAUGUGUGUGUGUGCAGAUCUUUGGCGCAGCUAAAACUGAAGUACAGCAAAGUUUGUAUGUCAACAAAGGUCUGGAAAUGCAACUACGUGAAAAAUCUCUUCACUCAGUCCAUUUUUAAACACUAAUAUAUAUUCAGCAGUAAAUAGGUGAUGGCAAUGACACUGUGAGACAAUUUAUUUCAGCUUAUGGUCCUUUUGAGGGAAUCUAUUAAUGAAACCUGAAGCCAAAAUCCAUUGGAUUUAACUUGAUCAUGCGUCAGAAUAAUUUCUAUAGUUCCUAUAGAUUAUUUUUGCUGGAGUGGUAUAACAAUUUUUAAACCCUUGCCUUGUAAAUAAAUGUUUGUGCUCCAGAAUGUAACCAGGCAUUGUUUACCUGGCUGUUUCUAAAUCAGUAAGAUAUCAGCACAUGUUAUUUUGAAACGAUGCAUUAUUGUUAAAAUGUAGAAAACAUUUUAACGCCGUCUUUGUAAAUACAUUUUUUGAUGAUACUUGAGUUACUGACUGUAUGUAAUGUUUAUGGGAGUGCUGUACUUGCUGUGGUUACAUGUCAAAAGGUCACAUCAUGCUUCAUCCGUGCUUUGCAUGCUGCAUAAAUGCAUUUUAUAGUGUUGAUAUGUGAUAAUGUUCAGUGUACUGUGGGGGGAAGGCACACUGUUCACUAUAUGUUGUUGUCAUAUUGGUUAUGGUUUGUAUAGUUCUCAAUGUAAAUAAAUAAUUCUGAAAGCUAAA
Pelmatolapia mariae (spotted tilapia) is the source of this 4889-nucleotide messenger RNA. Its product is annotated as high affinity cationic amino acid transporter 1-like. Gene Ontology annotation, cellular component: plasma membrane. The record is from RefSeq and is a predicted model, not a curated record. The coding region runs from base 201 to 2135 and encodes 644 amino acids. Gene Ontology annotation, biological process: L-arginine import across plasma membrane; L-ornithine transmembrane transport. The transcript has 13 exons. Gene Ontology annotation, molecular function: L-lysine transmembrane transporter activity; L-ornithine transmembrane transporter activity; L-arginine transmembrane transporter activity. NCBI's taxonomy places the organism in Eukaryota, Metazoa, Chordata, Actinopteri, Cichliformes, Cichlidae.